Messenger RNA from Gossypium raimondii (Peruvian cotton), 1114 nucleotides. RefSeq lists its product as uncharacterized. The transcript is spliced from 5 exons. NCBI's taxonomy places the organism in Eukaryota, Viridiplantae, Streptophyta, Magnoliopsida, Malvales, Malvaceae. The record is from RefSeq and is a predicted model, not a curated record. Gene Ontology annotation, cellular component: endomembrane system. Gene Ontology annotation, biological process: vacuolar proton-transporting V-type ATPase complex assembly. The coding region runs from base 258 to 881 and encodes 207 amino acids.
UGGCCCAAGAACUUCCAAGUAUAGUUGCUUUUAGUUUCUAGAACCGCAUUAAACAGCCAUUUCUCUGCCCUAUCAGAAACCGAUCUGUUGCCGUCUUGUCCUGAUUUCCAAGGAGAGCUUUUUUCCACCGAAUCCGUUGAUAUCUCAUUUCAAACUCUCCAUAUUUCAUCUUCUUCCUUUCAUAUUCAGUGUGGUUCUCCCGCCCUAUCCCUUUCUUCUUGCUUUUCUGCAGAUUCAGGAACGCUUCCUACCAGUAAAUGAAAAAAAUGAGUUCCGACGAUCAGAAACCCGGUCUCGUGAUAACUGUGACCGAAUCCAUUCGCUUGUUUCUUGUCUCAGCCUCCAAUGACCGCCGUCUCUCUGAAGAACUCCGAGAACUCGCUCUCACUCUUUCCUCAGCAGCCAAUGCACCGUACAAGCAGAUCCGAAGCAUAUGGAUGGAAUCAGCUUUUGACUCCAGGCCUGGAUUGAUUUCUUUCUUCUCCGGAUCUAAUUUCAUUUUCACCAGUCCUAAACCCAGAGAGAAGAGCGAAGAAUUGAAGGAGAGGUUAAGGAAGCUUAAAGAACUAGCAGAGAGGAAAGAGUAUCAAGAGCUUGUUAAAGAUAUCACGCCGAAGAAGGAUCUCAAUGAACCUUUCUCUACUUAUAAGGAUCAAAUUGGCUUUGGUUUACAUGUUGCUCUGACAAUGUUUACUGGGUAUUUGCUUGGUUAUUUUGCAUUCAGAGCGUUGUUUAACCACAGUCCUAUCAUGAAUUCUGCUGGAGGUAUUCUUGGAUUGGUUUUUGGCAUGCUUCUUGAAACAUUUUUGUUCAUUAUUAGGACUUCAGAGCCUAACCUUAAAUCGCUGUCCUCAACUUCGAGAUUCAAGAAAAAUCAAUAGAGUAGUUAAGAAGAGGUUGGUUAUGUUUUCUUUUCUUGCUACCUAUUGUCCAUUAUAAAUCUACGAGUAUGUGAGUUUAAGACUGUAAAUACUAUCAUAUUGUAAUCAUAGGGCAUUUUAUUUUGAUGUUCUUUGCCGUGAACAAUAUUACAAGGUAAAGGUUGUGUAGGAUUAUUUUUCUAACUUUGUUGAGAGCAGAUGAAUAAGAGAACAUUUAUAUCCAUCUUUAAUCA